Messenger RNA from Paecilomyces variotii, 1581 nucleotides. RefSeq lists its product as hypothetical. The record is from RefSeq and is a predicted model, not a curated record. The transcript has 3 exons. Gene Ontology annotation, molecular function: FAD binding; oxidoreductase activity. NCBI's taxonomy places the organism in Eukaryota, Fungi, Ascomycota, Eurotiomycetes, Eurotiales, Thermoascaceae. Bases 1 to 1581 code for a protein of 526 amino acids.
AUGGGCCUCUUCUCUUCUUUCACUUCUGCCGCCCCCUCUGGGGGAAACUCAUCCAUCGCUCUCAAAACCUGCGUGCAACAUGUUUUCCAAACGCAGGGCGGAAACCCCAACCAGCGCAUCGUCGAUCCCAGCAUGGACACCUACACGGACUCUCGAAUGGGUGAGAAGAUCCAAUUCGAUGAGUUCCCUGCCUUGCUUGCUUAUGCGGUGAAUGCCGAUGAGGUCGGUGCGUUGGUGAAGUGUGCUCGGCAGACGGGGUAUAAGGCUGUUCCGAGGACGGGGGGUCAUCACUUCCUCGCAUACUCCGCUCUAAACAACACUCUGGUCAUCGACAUCGCGCACAUCAACUACGUCAAUAUCUCGACCGCUGGUUCCGUCGCUACUGUCGGCGCUGGUAUUCGUCUCGGAGCUCUAUACACAGCCCUCGAUGCAUACAACACCACUUGGGUCGGAGGUAUCUGUCCCACAGUCGGUCUAUCCGGCCUCGUCUCCUCCGGCGGGUUCAACAUGCAGAUGCGCGCGCUGGGCAUGUCAAGCGACUAUGUUCUUGCUGCAAAGGUCGUGACCGCAGACGGAAGCAUCAUCACUGCCUCGCCGACGUCUCACUCUGAUCUAUUCUGGGCUCUCAGAGGCGGUGGUGGCGGCACGUAUGGUAUCCUGGUCGAGCUGACCUUGAGCCUGCGUCCUCUGCCUCGCUCAGCGAUGGUUGCUAUUUCAUGGAACGACAGCAGCCUCCGAUAUGACGUGGCCAGACAGUUCCUCGACUGGGCUCCGAAAGCAGACAAGGAGUUCACUUCCCAGGUGAACGUGUACAAAUCCAACGUCCAAGUCUUGGGCUGGUAUCUCGGCAAAUCGCAACAGCAGCUCCAAUCGCUGAUCAACUCCUCCGGACUUCUCCAGAUCGGAAAGCCCCAGGUCCAAAUCUCCGGUAAUUGCAACACUGAUAACUCCCGUGUGUUCGGAUACACAACGACGGAAUGCGUACCGGACAACCAGGUCAAUGCCGCAAUCAUGAAUGUCGUUCCGGACCCAUUCUCCCAGUACGACAACUACCCGCAGUUCAAGUACAACGAGGUUCCUGUCUCAAGUUCUCGUGGUGUCGCACCGGCAUGGAGUCGGUUCAGACGGCUCAGCAAGUCGUUCUUCUUGCAGAAAUCGAAGCCGCUGCCGGAUGACGACCUGAAGAAGGUCGUUGAUAUGAUCGGCCAGUUGGACGAUGCGUCGCAGGUCUGGGGAGAGUGGCACGCGUGGAACCUGACCAGCACCAUCGAUAGUGCCUUUCCCUGGCGAAAGGAGGCGUACGCGCACCUGGAGUUCCAGGUCCAUGGAUCCAAUGAUACAGCCACGCAGACGAAGUAUGAGAACUGGUUUGCCAAUCUCGAGAGCUUCCUCAGACCUAUUGUAGGACCCGCCUCCUACUCCGGCUACAUGGACAGUGGCAUUUCCACAAACCCAUUCGAGUCCUACUACGGCUCGAACGUCUGCCGCCUGGUCCAGAUCAAGAAGGCGUAUGACCCGAACAACUUCUUCACGAACCCUGAUGCCAUUCCUCCAACGGUGCCCCAGGGCAUCUCGUGUUGA